AUGAUCGCGACAACCUUUCGCCAUAGCCCGAUCAUCGCUGUCGAUAUGGCUUACUCCACCAAAACGACGCCUUCAACCACCACAAGCGUUAGCCCUGGCGUUAACAACGGCGUCGGCACUAACACAAGUGCCAUAGCUCCCGAGCUAAACGACUUCGAUUACUUCGUCAGUGUUUUACAAUUACCGGAUGGUAGAACAGAAAACCAGAUAGAGGACGACCUUGUGUCCAAAGCCAAUGCCCUCGGUAUCUCGAGUGCACCCGUUGCUGAUAACCGUAUCACAUCCAGCGUCGAGUCAGCUUCCACAGUCUACAACGCACGAACAUUUUCCAUGCUUUCCGGUGGUUCAACAAGCACCGCCUUAACCUCACACUCGUCAUUAUUUGGACCACCUACACCUGACCCAGCACCUUCGAGUGGUCGCCAAUCCAAGGAUUUAAGCUUUGCCCAAUACGAUCGAUACUUAUCUGUUAUUGAUCCUCACCAUAACCAUCCAAAGACCACGAGACAAUCGUUUGUGCCCGCCAACUCACCUCCCAGUAUCUUUAGUGGCAAGACGAAACGUAGUCUGUUCAGUGUCAAAUCAGGACUAAACAAAUUACGAUGGAAGAAAAAGUCUCCCCAACCAAUUCAGGCCGUCUUGUGCGUUGAGGCCCAACUUUCGACAGUUUCUAUCUUAUGCAAAGCUCAAUUCUGCUAUGCUUGCGGUGGCGUGUGGGAUACCACUACCGGAUGCCCAAACAAUUGUGGCCAACAGGAAGAGAUGGAACGAAGGAGAAGGGAUGAGCGGGCUCAGCUGGCUGAAUACACGGAGGAGAAAGCUGUCCAAGAAGCCGCAGCAGCGGCAGCCUCAGCCGAGCGACUUGAAGCUGAGGAGCGAACUCGUAACAAGGAGAACUUCUCUGAGAUGGCCAAGAUACAGCAGCAAGAAAUGGUUCGGUUCCUUGAAUUUUUUAAACAAGGUCGAGAGCACAUGCGAUCCAGAUUUAUCGAGAAGAGGAAGGCGACCUUGGAACGACACAUCGACGAGGAGGAAAAGAUGAAGGAAAAGCAUGUCAAAUCUGUCAGUCAGCUGGAAGAUCGACAGGUCGCUGCUGAAAUGGACCUUCGAAACACUCUGGAAGCAAGCGCGAGAAGUGUUAACAUUCGACUGAAGCAUAUGGAAGCUUACUGCGAUGGGCUAGGGCGCAACAGCGGAAGCUCAAGUCCGGAUUCAACAGGUACCCAGCCUCAUCGUGUGGUUACAGAACGUGAUCUUCGUGAAUUGGGUCAGCAGUACAACAUUCGCGAUGGCUUGGAAAGGUCACAUCAGGCUAAGAUUAACGUGAUGAGAGACCGCCAAGCCAAACGUAUGGAGGAGCUCAUCAAUCGACAAGAGACCGAGUACGAAGAUUUCCUCGAUCGGAACCGUGAGGAGUUCGACGAGUUGGCGGCACAGGCUGCGCACGAAGAAGAAAUGUUGGGCAGCACCUUUUCAGCACGAAAGGCCAAGCUUGUACGUCGAUGGGAGCUGGCUAUCGAAGUCCUAAGAAAGGAGCUGGAAGCCCAGGAUGGCGUCAAAUACGCACCUAUUCCUACGCCAGUAUGGCCCGAAGAGAGAGCACAGACUUUUUUUAACUCCACCAAGUGA
This is a messenger RNA of Fusarium coffeatum, 1629 nucleotides long. RefSeq lists its product as uncharacterized. The transcript is spliced from 2 exons. The record is from RefSeq and is a predicted model, not a curated record. The coding region runs from base 1 to 1629 and encodes 542 amino acids. NCBI's taxonomy places the organism in Eukaryota, Fungi, Ascomycota, Sordariomycetes, Hypocreales, Nectriaceae.